Dendroctonus ponderosae (mountain pine beetle) is the source of this 3082-nucleotide messenger RNA. RefSeq names its product cytochrome P450 4C1. The transcript has 12 exons. NCBI's taxonomy places the organism in Eukaryota, Metazoa, Arthropoda, Insecta, Coleoptera, Curculionidae. The record is from RefSeq and is a predicted model, not a curated record. Gene Ontology annotation, molecular function: heme binding; iron ion binding; monooxygenase activity. The coding region runs from base 807 to 2300 and encodes 497 amino acids.
UGCUUAAUAAUAAUAAUUGCAUAACUCAAGUGCAGCUUUAAGUUUGUUAAUCAACAUCAGAACGUCGCCCAAAAAAAUCCAGAGUUCAGUUUUCUAUUAACUGAAUUAAAAAGUGUUCGCUGUUCUCAAAAGUGCCGUUUUUUUUCUUACAAACACCAGGAGAAGUAGAAUACAGCUAUACAUAAAUGCUAUAAAUAUAUAAAUAUCUGAUAAAAAUAUUUUUUUGUAACCACAUAAAAAGAUUUGUCACUGUUCAAAGAUGCAACAUUUAAUUGAAAUCUCGUUUCUAUCUUCAACGUUUUUUUUUAAGAAACUUCAUAUGUUAUCUAAUGUAAAAUACAACAAAUUAAGGAACUUUCUUUGGAAACACCAAAUUGCAUUUAUUCCCAGAGAAAUACAUAUAUGUAUUUAGCGCGAACAUAGCUUCAAAACUUGAAUUUACAAUUUAUGCAGACCUUGUAAACAGCCAUCCAAAGAAAAACAAGUUUUUUAUUUCAAAAGAAACCAUAACUGGUUGUUGGUAAUUAAACUAUGAAAUUUCGGGUUUUCAUUUUGUAUAAAUAUAAUUAUUUUUCGGGUACAAAUUUUAAAUACACCACCAAAUUUAUGUGACAUAUUGAUAUUGAUUAGAUUCUGACUAGACGUUGUUUUAUGCGACUAAUUAGGAAGAGAUAAAGAAUAACACACGCAAUAACAUAAAGUUAAAAAUAUGCAUAAACUCAUCAUAAAUUGAUCUAACGUUACUACUACGUUUAUUUAAAAUAUUAGAAAAACAUAAUUAGCAUAAUUCCUCGAUACAAAGUCGAAUGACUUAUAGAAAAAUUCACUGUUUUAGUUCGGUCUUCAACAUAGAUCUAAAUAUGUGGAAACCACUCGAAUGGCAGGAUUUUAUCAGCAUAGAAACAUUUCCCCUCAGACAGUUUCUUCUGGUGUUCUUCACCUCUACAUCAGUAAUUUGGUUUUUACAAAUUCUAUGGAACAGAAGAACGCUCUACAAAGAAUCUUUUAAAUUACCCGGUCCAUUUGCUCCACCCCUAAUAGGAUCGGCGCUGAAAUUGAGCGGAAAUUCGUAUGGUCUUUUUGCAUCAAUAUCCCAGCUAUUUGACCAGUACCCGAGACUAUUCAGGGUGUGGUUUGGUACCCGACUGUUCUACGCAGUGUCCGAUCCGAGGUACUUUGAGAUUUUGAUGAAUAGUCAACACGCUUUGAAGAAGGAACAUUUAUACCGGAUGGCUGAACCCGUAUUCGGACAAGGACUUUUUAGUGCACGAUCUGUUCCAUAUUGGAAAGCGCAUCGAAAAGUAAUCACGCCAACAUUCAACCAAAAAAUCCUCAAUGGUUUUAUGGACAUUUUCACCGAACAAUCGAAUAUUCUGUCUGAUGUUUUGGAAAAGUACGCUGGAAAAGGAGAAGUCGAUGUUUUCAAGCUGUUUUCCAGUUGUACUUUGGAUAUUAUAUGCGAAACUGCCAUGGGAGUUCAGAUGAAAGCCCAAUCCACCGAAAGCCGUUUUGCUGAACAGCUUGAAAAGGUUUUAGAAAUCAUCACUAUAAGGAUUUUUAAUAUAUUCUACCACUGGGACUUUUUCUUUAACCUCACGCCAUUAGGGCGAGAAUUUAGAGUUGCUGGUAAAGAGCUUCGCGCGUUUACAAAACAGGUACUGGACCAAAAAAAGGCGCUUAAAGAAGGAAGGAAGACGCAUGGCCUUACAUUAGAAAGUACUCCCAAAAGACUAGCCUUUCUUGAUUUGCUCUUGGACAUAAACGAUAGUGGAGAGUUUAAAUUUACUGACGAGGAAAUAAUGGAUGAAACCCUGACUCUGCUGUUUGCAGGUUCGGACACGACAGCGACCGUCGACAGCUACACGUGUACAAUGUUAGCAAUGCAUGAAGAUAUUCAGGAAAAAGUAUUAGCAGAGAUUCUGGAUGUUGUGGGGCCAACCGAAAGUGUCGGAUUAGACCAUUUGCCGCAGCUGAAAUAUUUGGAACGGGUGAUCAAAGAAACCAUGCGACUUUUUCCUAUCGCGGCAAUUCUAGUUCGAAAGGCUGAAGAAAAUAUCGACAUUGGUGACCACAUAAUUCUAAAGGACUGUUCGAUUGUGUUCGGAAUACUGAAUGUUCAUAGAAACGAAAAAUACUGGCCACAGCCAAAUAAAUUCGAUCCUGAUCGAUUUUUGCCGGAAAACGCAUCGGCAAUCCAACCGGGCUCGUAUUUGCCUUUUUCAUAUGGGCCGAGGAACUGCAUAGUUACUCUGUUUCAGAGUAACUGUACAGGGUGGGUUACAUUCGAGCCUCAUCAUUGAAAUGUCGGUAACUAAAAGAGAUAGAAAAUGGAUUAAAUCAAGGCAAAGUUUUCCAGCGACUUUGUAUAAUUCAACUCGCAGUAAGGCAAGUGUUCAAUUAGAACUUUAAAUAUUUUAUUUCUUGAAUUCAAUUUUACUCUAUUUAUUACCGAUACUCGCAUAUCAUUUUUGUACCUCAAGGCAACACAAAUCUCAUUGAAUAUUCAAUGGAAAAUGAGCAGAAAUCACAUUUAACAUCACAUUUAACAGAUGGAAACGAAAAUAUUUUGGGCAAUAACGCAGAUUAGACGAUUGGCCUUUUUCAUGGUACCCAAAUUUCAAAUCCCAUCCCCCAUUUUAUGUGCUUAAAAUAUAACCUGCGGUUUAAGAAAAAAAUGCAAUUUUGCAGGUGAUUAGCCAGCAAAGCUCAGUGACAAAACCAUCUAAAUAUACCUGCUUUCAUGGAUUCCAAAACUUAGAUACAUUAUUUUCAAUGAUCUAUUAAUGACCAACAAUGAACCUUGCCUGCACAUGUAAAUUCUACUUUUUUUAGGCCCGAAAUAUGCGAUGAUGGACAUGAAGGCUCUUCUGGCGACAGUACUUCGAAAAUAUCGAGUGGUGACCUCCUACAAGAGAAUAGAGGACAUAGAAGUGAAAAUGAACUUACUUUUACGUCCUCGGGAUGGAUAUAAAGUAGCUUUUGAAUUACGUACGUGAUUCUUCCAACUUUUUAGAAUAUUUAUUUAUAUGGUGGUUGUUCUUAUUUCUAUAGCUAUUUCGAAAAUAAAUAGUUUUUAUGUAGA